Nothobranchius furzeri (turquoise killifish) is the source of this 2277-nucleotide messenger RNA. It is a transcript of the gene slc25a39, whose product is annotated as solute carrier family 25 member 39. The record is from RefSeq and is a predicted model, not a curated record. Lineage: Eukaryota; Metazoa; Chordata; Actinopteri; Cyprinodontiformes; Nothobranchiidae. Gene Ontology annotation, cellular component: mitochondrion. Gene Ontology annotation, biological process: mitochondrial transmembrane transport.
CUGUACGUAAUCACUUUGUGCUGCGUGACCGUAAACAACUCGACCCUGGCCUGAUUACAUUUGUUCAGGCUGCUCGACAUGGGGCGCCUGAAUAAUGCGAAGCGGCUCUUAACUGACAUGGGUGAAGAAGACACCUAUGUUUCCAACAAAGGCUGGCAGCUAAACUAGAGGUGGGCAGGAUGGGGGAGCGGACUGUUGGCAGGCCCGUGGCUGCGAUCUCUCCAGUGCAGCAGAUGCUGGCUUCUGGCACUGGAGCCCUCCUCACAUCUCUAUUUGUCACUCCCCUGGAUGUCAUAAAGAUAAGACUGCAGUCUCAGCAGACUCCUUUCCACCAAGCCUGUGACUCUGCUCCGUGGGGUGGUGUCGGCCGCUCUUCCAAAUGGAAGUGCUUUCUGUAUUGCAAUGGAUUAAUGGAUCACAUCUACGUCUGUCGGAAUGGAUCCAGUUGCACCAGUUGGUACACAAAGCCAACUCAUUUCAGUGGGACUCUUGAUGCUUUUGUGAAAAUCACCCGCUAUGAAGGACUCCGGUCUCUGUGGAGCGGACUGCCUCCAACGCUGGUCAUGGCAGUUCCAGCUACAAUCAUCUACUUCACCUGUUACGACCAGCUGAGGGACUUCAUGUGGUUUGGUCUGGGUUUUCAGGGAAGUCACAUCCCUCUUCUGGCAGGAGGUCUCGCCAGACUGGGAGCUGUGACGGUGAUCAGUCCUCUGGAGCUGGUCAGAACCAAAAUGCAGUCCAGAAAGUUGACCUACAAGCAACUGUGGGUGUGUAUUCACUCAGCCGUGGCCCAAGAUGGCCUGCUGUCUCUGUGGAGGGGCUGGGGACCCACUGUUCUCAGAGAUGUGCCUUUUUCUGCUCUGUACUGGUUUAAUUACGAACUGGUGAAGACCAAGCUGUGUGAGGAGUACCAAAUGCCUCAGGCCAACUUUUCCAUCAGCUUCUCAGCAGGAGCUGUUUCUGGAGCCAUUGCGGCUGUCCUGACGCUGCCGUUUGAUGUUGUAAAGACUCGAAGGCAGAUUCAACUGGGAGAAAUAGAUGCACUCGCAGUUUCCCUAAAGAAAACCACAUCCACUUGGCACAUUAUGAAGAACAUCUGGGCUGAGUUGGGCUACAGGGGCCUUUUUGCAGGUUUCAUGCCCAGGGUGAUCAAAGUCGCCCCAGCUUGCGCUGUUAUGAUAAGCAGCUAUGAGUUUGGGAAGGCCUUCUUUCAGAAGAUGAACCUUGAUCGACAGCAGCUGGCAACCUAAUCCCUGGGAAUGGUGUGCUGGUUAGUUUUACCGUGGUAACUCGCAGCUGGGAUUAUGGCUCCUCGAACAAAAACCUGAAGAAGAAUGUGGCCUGGAUUCAUUUUUUUUCAACACAAAAGAAAUUCAGCUUUUUUAUAAUUAUUGCAGUAGAUUGAUUCUCAUGAAUAUGAAGUGUUCACCAAAAAAAGAUGGCAUGCCUAUAAUGAUGGCUAUAAAGACUUUGAGUAAGCCUGGAUCUUGAGAAUAACUUAAUUUCUUCAUGAUAAAAACAAUCAUUUAUAAAGAGAAGAGACUUGCCCUUAAUGUGUUGAGAAAUACGGACCAACCACAAGCAUCUUCACCCUAUGAGCACUCACCUACUGUGUGUAACAGUUAUGCAAGCUCCUAAAGACUUCAACUUCUGUGCUGUAACAUGAGUAACAAGAAAAUACGCUCGUUGCCAGAUAAAGCAGACGGGGCGUCCUGCCCUUUGCAGUACAGAGUCCAGAUAAGAUGCUCCACCCUCUUCAUGCUUCGUCGCACAAUCCGCUGUCCUGCAACAGUAAAGCAUGGCCAUUUUCAGCAAUUAUCUGCUGUGUAGAUAAUUACCAAAUAUGUUUGUAUGCUGGAUGAGUUUAACACAGCAUUUUACAUUCGCAACAAAAAAACUGUGAAAUGCAUCCAGAGCAACAGAUUCCUGUGUAUGUGUGUGUUUUAAUAGUUCAAGCAAUGCCACAGUUUGACAUCUUCAUCUUCAUUCAUAUGAGUACAUUUGCUGCAUGAUGGCAAAACUGAAGCAAGUUUUUCUGAACUGUAUGUUAUGUUAAAACUAGCAUUUAGUGGUGUUUUUGCUAAUCUUUCUUUGAAAAUUCUAUUUUCUUUCCAUAGAUUCUCAGAUCUCUAAAAAUAUUGCCUUGUGGCAUUCUGGUGGCUAAACAGAAUAGACAUGCAUAGAACUGAAAAAAAUUACACUGGACCAGGAGAAGAAAGAUGUAUGUGAAUGUGUUUGUUUUAUAUGAUUUAAGUUUUAAUAAAAUGUUAAAACAUG